Molecule: messenger RNA, 528 nt
Organism: Pleurotus ostreatus (oyster mushroom)
Lineage: Eukaryota; Fungi; Basidiomycota; Agaricomycetes; Agaricales; Pleurotaceae
Exons: 7
Coding region: 1-528 (175 amino acids)
Source: RefSeq, a predicted model, not a curated record
AUGGCAUUGUCGAACAACACAGCAGAGACGAAGCUCUCACCGCAAGAAGAGCGGAAAUGGAACAAGCUGAGCGUCACGAUGAAUGCGUUCCAUGAGAAUUUCAAGCAAGAGUUUAACAGGUUAUAUGAAUUGGCCGACGGAUCCUUCAAUAAUUACGGGUGGUCGCUGAACUAUUAUCUGAAUGCUGCGCAGGGAAUGAAGACCCAUUUGACAACUCACCACACUAUUGAGGAGCGCUACAUAUUCCCGACCCUGGGUAAGCGUAUGCCAGCGUUUGCGGAUACGCCUGACGGUGAGCACUGGAACUCUCACAAAGGAAUUCAUGAUGGACUGGACGCCCUCGCGGAGCUUCUUAACAAGUAUCGUCGCGAUCAGACUACAUACUCCCCCAGCGAGAUGAGGGAGUGUCUCGACAGCUUCAGAGAAGUCCUAUUUAAGCAUCUGGAUCAAGAGGUCCAGGAUCUACGAGGAGAGAACCUACGGAAGUACUUUUCGAUGAAGGAAAUAGAACCAAUUCUUUCACUCUAG